Molecule: messenger RNA, 1123 nt
Organism: Tuber melanosporum (Perigord truffle)
Lineage: Eukaryota; Fungi; Ascomycota; Pezizomycetes; Pezizales; Tuberaceae
Exons: 2
Coding region: 132-1103 (323 amino acids)
Biological process (GO): D-ribose metabolic process
Molecular function (GO): ribokinase activity
Source: RefSeq, a predicted model, not a curated record
AUCUCACGAUAGACUUCGAAAACCUUCUCAUUCACCUCCCCUCGAGGCCCCCUACCGCACCUCCCUAUACGAAACUGUAUAAUCUACACUUGGCUUUGAACUCGAAUACACUGACCAAAGCUCUCAACAAAAUGGCUCCGAUUCCCAGGACUAUUCUCGUCAUCGGUUCAUUAAACAUCGAUCUGACUACCAGAACUCGUCGCCUUCCUAACCCCGGCGAAACUAUAGCUGCCCAAACUUUCUCAACUGCACCAGGUGGGAAAGGGGCAAACCAAGCUGUCGCAUGUUGUCGCCUGGCUCGAGCAUCCUCCGAUGCACCACUAGACAACAUUUUGGUCAAGAUGGUCGGUGCUGUCGGAGAUGAUGAGUUCGGGGGCCGUCUCAAGGACGCCUUAAGGCAGAAUCGGAUCGACGUUGAAGGAGUAGUUGUCAAGGGAGGAGUUUCUAGUGGCGUCGCCGUGAUCAUAGUUGAUGAAGAUACUGCCGAGAACCGCAUCCUUUACACGGCUGGCGCGAACGAAGCUCUCACUGCCCAAGAUUUUCCGGAAAACUUCUUCUCGAGCUUUACCCCUCUCCCUUCUUUUCUUGUCCUGCAGCUCGAGACCCCGCUCCAAACAGUCCUACACCUCCUAACCCUCGCCUCAAACGCUGGUGUCGAAACUGUUUUAAAUCCCGCUCCGGCCAGGCACAUCCCCCUCCAGUUCUAUUCCAAAAUCGAUCAUCUAAUCCUCAAUGAAUCUGAAGCCGCGUACCUCACUGGGGAGGAAGUUACCUUCCUGGACGACGAUGACGGGGUCAAGUUAACGAUCGACCGCUUCCUUGAGCGUGGCGUUAAGCGGAGCGUGGUUAUCACCAUGGGCGCCCGCGGGUGCUAUUUCAAGAGCCCGGAUCGCCAGGAAGGUUGGAUUAGGCCCGAGGUUCGGGCACAGGACGUGGUGGACACCACCGGUGCUGGGGAUGCGUUUGUCGGCGCAUUUGCGGUUGCCCGUGUUGAAGGGAAUGACGUUGGACAAUCCCUGAAUUUCGCGACGAGGGCGGCGUCGAUCAAAGUCCAGAAUAUGGGGGCUCAGGCGGGCAUCCCGUGGAGGGGCGAGGUGCAAUAGAAACGCAAAUGAGAAUGGGA